Messenger RNA from Camelus dromedarius (Arabian camel), 2135 nucleotides. RefSeq names its product myomegalin-like. The transcript has 6 exons. The record is from RefSeq and is a predicted model, not a curated record. The coding region runs from base 1256 to 1516 and encodes 86 amino acids. NCBI's taxonomy places the organism in Eukaryota, Metazoa, Chordata, Mammalia, Artiodactyla, Camelidae.
GGAGGUAAAGGGCAGAGGCUGUGCCCGCUGAACCUUACACCGCAAGGGGCUUCACACCGCAUGUCUUGUAACCGUAUGAUCGUCUGUCCCUGUGAGGACCUUCUCUAAGACAGGGCAAGUGUUGGGGAUGCGUAGGGAACCAGGUCAACAGAGUCCUUGACCCCAUGUAAUUAAUUUCUAGUGGGGAGGUAACAGAAGAUACAUAAUACAAUUACUGAUGGGCAUAAGCAAUAUGAGGGAAAUAAUAGAAAGUAACUUGGAUGAGGACUAUGGGAGAUAGAGCGGCCAGAGAAGGCUUCUCUGAGCAGAUGACGUGUAAGCUGAGGCUGGGGGAUGGAAAGGAGGCAACUCUGGGGAAGAUAUUUCAGGCAGAGGGAAUAGUAGGUGCAAAGGCUCUGAGUCAAAACAAAGUCUGGUAUUCCUAACAGGAUAAGUCCGGCGUGCCUAGAGAUUCAUGAAUGAGGUAGAAAAUGCUAUAGGUAUUGAAGUUGGAGACGUAGGCAGGAGCAGGUCACUAGGUUUGUUAAAAGGGUUAAAUCUAUGCAGAGUGUUUAUUAGGACCUGGAACACAGUGAGCCCCUAGUAAAUACUGGCGACUGUGGUAAUUAUCAUGAUGUUUAGUAAAAUUUGUCAUAAUAAAACCAUUUGGUUGUCAUUCUCUGGUGAGGAGAGAUGGAAGAUACAACAUAUAAAGUUUAGGGCCUACAGUGUUAACUUUUGAUAGGACUUCUUCAUUGGUGGUGGCAUGUUCUUCCACCAGGAGGGGUGUGGUGUUUGGUGAUCUCUUGUGAUGUUAACUAUUGAUGGUUGAAGCCUGUAGCCAUUAAUUCAUUAAGGCUGCAAAAAUGGAGCUGUUCUAUCAUUUUUUCAUCUAUUAGCCAAAAUACUUAAAUAAAGAAAAGCUUCUAUUCGUGCAUCUGCUCAUGGUAACUCAUUUUUUAGGAAGUAUAAUACACUCAUUAAUUAAACAAAUUUGGUAUGUUUUAUAGUGCUAACAAAAGUGGAGGGCAUCAUUAAACCACGUUACAGCUUCCCAUAAAGCAGCCUGGGUACCAGAGUGUGGCUUGUUGAUCCGACCCAGUAGCACACUGUUCAUGCUCUGGCUUUUAUUUGCAUUACUGGCUGAUAGUGACAUGAUACGGAAAAACAUUUGCUUCAGUGUUAAAACAUAACUGUGGCACAUACUGUUUCCUCUACCCACUGACUCCAGGAUUUCUUUUCUCCACAGUUGGAACUUUCUGCCCUCCAGUCCAAGAUGGCUGUGCAGGAAGAAGAGAUGCAGGUUCAGGCCUCUGAUAUGGAGUCUCUGACCAGGAACAUGCAGAUUAGAGAAGACCUCAUCAAGGACCUGCAGAUGCAGCUGGUUGAUCCUGAACACAUACCAGCUAUGGAACGCCUGACCCAAGAAGUCUUACUUCUUCGUGAAAAAAGUUGCUUCAGUAGAAUCACAGGGUCAGGAAGCUUCCAGAAACCGAAGACAACAAUUGCUGCUGAUGCUGGAAGGUCUGGUAGAUGAAUGGAGUCAGCUCAGUGAGGCCUUACAAGCAGAGACACAGCUCUGUAGCAGCCUGGUGAAGUUCCAUGCCCAUCCAGAGAGGACUGAGGAAUAUCAAAGAAAAGGAGGAAUUGAAAUUUAGCAGGACCCUGCAGGGACCUCCCAGAUGAGGAAACUGAGGCACAGAGAAGCAAAGUGAUCUUCCCAGAGCCACACAGCCAGUGAGUGGUGGGGCCAGGUCUUCCUGAGCCCAGAGCCCACUGCCCAUCUUGCCUGGAGUCGUUUCCAUUAUGUUAUUAUAAGAAAUUGAAUAUAGUUCCCUGGGCUAUACAGUAAGUCAUUGUUUAUCUAUUUUAUAUAUAGUAAUGUGUGUCUGUUAAUCCCAAAUCCCUAAUUUAUUCCUCCCCGCCCUUUCCCCUUUGGUAACCAUAGUUUGUUAUCCAUGUUCAUGAGUCUGUUUUUGCUUUGUAAAUAGACAUUGUAUCUUUAUUUUUAGAUUCCACAUAUAAGUGACAUCAUAUGAUAUUUGUCUUGCUCUGACUUACUUCACUCAAUAUAAUAAUCUCUAGGUCCAUCCAUGUUGCUGCAAAUGGCAUUAUUUUAUUCUUUUCUAUGGCUGAAUAAUAUUCCAUUGCAUGUA